Cololabis saira (Pacific saury) is the source of this 6594-nucleotide messenger RNA. It is a transcript of the gene arid1ab, whose product is annotated as AT-rich interactive domain 1Ab. The record is from RefSeq and is a predicted model, not a curated record. NCBI's taxonomy places the organism in Eukaryota, Metazoa, Chordata, Actinopteri, Beloniformes, Belonidae. Gene Ontology annotation, molecular function: nucleosome binding; DNA binding. Gene Ontology annotation, biological process: chromatin remodeling; regulation of transcription by RNA polymerase II; positive regulation of DNA-templated transcription. Gene Ontology annotation, cellular component: nucleoplasm; SWI/SNF complex; brahma complex.
GAGGAGGCGGAGGCGGCGGAGGAGGAGGGGGGGUCGAGCCCGACAUGAAGAACGGGGCUCCUCCGGACGGGGCCCCGCAGCCCCCCCCGGGGGGGCCCCUCCCGCCCCCCCCGUACUACCAGCCCUACAGCCGGGGCCCCUUCCUCCAACAUGGCGGACAACAAAGCCCCGGCGUGCUGAUGGAUUCCUACGAGCAGCACGGAUACUACGGCUACGGCCCCUUCCAGGGGGGCAGGACUGCCUACCCGCAGGGCUACGGGCCCCCCCGGGGUGGGGGCAAGCCGGGGCCCCCGGGGGCCCCCCCUGCAGGGGCCCCCCCGACCCAGGGCCAGGGCCACGCUGUGGGCUACAGCAGCAGCGGGCAGCGCUUCCUGGGUGGGGGGGGCCCCCAGCCCGGGCCCCCCACCUCCACGCCGACCCUCAACCAGCUGCUGACGUCCCCCAGCUCCGCCCGCGGGUACCCCGGGUACCCGCAGGGGGACUACGGGGGCCCCGAGGGCCCCAGCAAGGGCCAGGGCCUCCAGGGCCAGGGCCAGGGGGGCCCCCCGGGGGCCCAGGGGGGGCCCCAGGGAGACCUGGGGGGCCAGGGCCCCGCACAGCAGCAGUACUGGACGCAGAGGAGCCACCACCCGCCCCCCAUGAGCCCGGGCGGCACCGGGCCGGCCCCCGGCCGGAGCCAGCCUCCGACCUCCAUGGACCAGGUGGGGAAGAUGCGAGGCCAGCCCUACGGGGGGCCUAACCCCUACUCCCAGCAGCAGCAGGGCCCCCCCGCUGGCCCGGGGCCCCAGCAAGGAGGCUCCUACCCAGGGCAGGGCUACGGACCCCCGGGCCCCCAUCGGUACCCCAUGGGUAUUCAGAGCCGGACUCCCGGCGCCAUGGGCGCCAUGCAGUACGGCCAGCAGAUGUCCCCCUACGGCCAGCCGGGUCCCGGAGGCUACGGCCAGCAGAACCAGGGCUACUACGGCCAGCACGGCCCCCAGCAGGGGCCCCCCUACGCCGGCAGGGAGGCCGGCCCCCCCUACUCCCAGCAGGGCCAGCACGGGGGCCAGCCGGGGGCCCAGUACCAACAGUCCCAGGGGGGCCACGGCCCUGCCACGGCGGGGCAGCCCCCCUACAGCCAACCUGCCCAGGCCCAGUCGGGGCAGCAGCCCCCUUACGCCGCCCCCCAGCAGCAACAGGGCCCCCAGGGCCAGGGGGGCCCUCAGGGCCAGCCUGGGUACCAACAGACCCCUGGACCGGGACCAGGACCGGGACAGACGUCGCAGCAGCAGCAAACGCCACAGCAGCAGCAGCAAGGGGCCCCCCAACAGAACCAACAACCAGGGGGGGGUGGCCCCCAACCCCAACAACCUCCGGGUCACGGCCAGCAGGGUCAGCCGUCACCGUACUCUCAGACCCCCCCCCUGCAGCAGCCCCCCCAACAACCACAACAACCGCCGCAGCAGCAGUCGCCAUAUCAGAGGUUCCCACCUCCGCCACAGGAACUUUCCCAGGAUUCCUUCAGCUCCCAGUCCAGCGUCGCUGCCUCCAACCAGCCCAGCAAGCCGGGUCAGGAAGACGGCCUGCAGCCGCGGCCGUCCAGCCUGCCGGAUCUGUUCGGGUCCAUCGACGACCUCCCGACCGGCACCGAGGCGGCGCUGAGCCCGGGGGUCAGCACCUCGGGGGUGUCCAGCAGUCAGGGCGAGCAGAGCAACCCGGCCCAGUCGCCCUUCUCGCCCCACACGCCCCCUCACCUGCCGGGCCUCCGCGGGCCCUCGCCCUCCCCGGUGGGGUCGCCCACUAACGUCACGCCCUCGCGGUCCGGCCCGCUGUCGCCCGCCGCCGUGCCAGGGAACCAGCUGCCCCCCCGGCCGCCCAGCGUCCAGUCCGACGGCAUCCUGCAUUCUUCCAUGAACCAGCCGGCCCUGGGCCCGGACCGCGUCUACAUGAGGAACCCCCAGAUGCCCCCGUACGGGUCGCCCGGACAGCCUGGCUCCGCCUUAUCUCCCCGCCAGUCGUCAGGAGGCCAGAUGCAUGCUGGGAUGGGACCCUACCCUCAGAACAGCACCAUGGGGAACUACGGCCCUCAGGGAGGCCAGUACGGCCCACAAGGUUACCCCCGGCAGCCCGGCUACUCGGGGAUGCCCAACGCCAACUACCCCGCCGGGGUGGGGCCCGGCAUGGCCGGCUCCAUGAACCCCAUGUCCGGCCAGGGCGGGGGGGCCCCCUACGGAGGCAUGGCCCCCGGCAGGAUGGGGCCCGGGCAGAUGGGGGCGCGGCCCUACGGGCCCGGCCUGGCCUCCAACAUGGCCGGCAUGCCCCCCCAGGUCUCCUCGGGCAUGUGCCCCCCCCCAGGCAUGAACAGGAAGGACGGGGUUCCCACCAUGCACCACGGACCCAGCAACUCCAUACACAGCAGGCCGCCCGGUUACCCCAACAUGUCUCCGGGCCUGAUGGGAGCCGGGUCUCCCUACGGGCCCGGCAUGAACAGCAUGCACGGAGUGAUGAACCAGGCCGGACCGGGCCAGUACAUCGCGGGCAACAUGGCCAACAACACCCCCGGAAUGGCUCCGGGUCCGGACUUUGGGAUGGAGAAGAUGGCCCCGGCCCCCAAGAUGAACAACAAGGCGGACGGAACCCCCAAACCCGAGUCCAAAAAGAAGUCCAGCUCGUCCACCAUCACCAACGAGAAGAUCACGCGGCUGUACGACCUGGGCCCGGAGCCGGAGCGUAAGCUGUGGGUGGACCGGUUCCUGGCCUUCGCCGAGGAGAAGAACAUGGGCAUGAACAACCUGCCGGCCGUCGGCCGCAAGCCGCUGGACCUGUUCCGGCUCUACGUGUCGGUCAAGGAGAUCGGCGGGCUGACCCAGGUGAACAAGAACAAGAAGUGGCGGGAGCUGGCCACCAACCUGAACGUGGGCACGUCCAGCAGCGCCGCCAGCUCCCUCAAGAAGCAGUACAUCCAGUGUCUGUACGCCUUCGAGUGCAAGGUGGAGCGCGGAGAGGACCCGCCGCCCGACUUCUUCAACACCGACUCCAAGAAGAGCCAGCCCAAGGUCCAGCCGCCCAGCCCAGCUGGUUCCGGAUCCCUCCAAGGACCCCAGACCCCCCAGUCCACCACCAGCUCCAUGGCAGAAGGAGGAGACCUGAAGCCCCCCACCCCCGCCUCCACCCCCCACUCCCAGAUGCCCCCCAUGCCAGGGGUCAGGACUAGCGUGAACCUGCAGGACCCGUUUGCUGACGGAGGAGACCCGGCCUUCUCCCGGAGGAACGCCAUGACGCCCAACUCCCAGGGCUUCCAGGCCGGGAUGGGCCCGGAGAUGAUGAGCCGCAUGGGCCCGUACGAGUCCAGCAAGGACCCGUUCGGAGGCAUGAGGAAAGCCGGGGAGCAGUUCAUGACGUCGGGGCCCAACAGCGGGAUGGGAGAGCAGUACAACCGCGGCCCGCCGGGCCCCAUGGGGAACAUGCCCAUGGGCCAGAGGCAGCAGUACCCCUACGGAUACGACCGGAGAGCGGAACCGGGCCUAGGUCCCGACGGCAGCAUGGGGCCCGGCGCCCCUCAGCCCAACAUGAUGCCGUCUGGCACCGACGCAGGGAUGUACUCGCCGAGCCGCCCUCCGCCCCAGCAACGGCACGAGUCCUACACCAACCAGUACCCGGGCCAGGGGGCCCCCCCCGGCGGCCCGUACCCGACCCAGCAGCCAGGAAUGUACCCGCAACAGCAACCGAACUACAAGCGCCCGGUGGACGGCGGCUACGGCCCCCCCGCCAAGCGCCACGAGGGGGAGAUGUACAGCGUCCCGUUCAGCGGGCAGCAGCAGCCGGGGCCCCCGUCCUCGGGCCACCAGGCCCCCCAGGACCUGUACAACCAGUACAACACCUACCCCGGGGGGGAGCGCCGCCCGCCGGGCCCCCAGGGCCAGUUCCCCUUCCCCUUCGGCCGGGACCGGGGGCCGGCCUCGGCGGGCCCCAACUCCCAGUCCCCCAUGCCCCCCCAGAUGAUGACGAGCCCCAUGCCUUCAGGUCCCGACGGCCCCCAGGGCCCGGUGUGGCAGGGCCGCAACGAGAUGGGUUACGCCAACUACCCCAACCGGCAGGGGCCCCCCGUCCCGGGCCAGGGCCCCGGGUACCACGCCAUGACCCGCUCCGAGGACAUGAUCCCGGCGGACCAGCGCAUCAACCACGAGGGCCAGUGGCCCGGCCACCAGCGCCAGCCGCCGUUCGGCCCGGUGGGGUCGGGGCCCCCCAUGAGCCGGCCCCUGCCCUCCAGCUACCCCGCCCCCCAGAACAGCAUUCCUCAGGUUUCCAGCCCCGCCCCCAUGCCGCGGCCCCUGGAGAGCCGGACGUCGCCCAGCAAGUCGCCCUACAUGCACCCGGGCAUCAAGGUGCAGAAGGCCGGGCCCCCGGUGCCGGCGUCGCACAUCGGCCAGGCGCCGGUGCAGCAGCCCCUGAUCCGCAGGGACCUGGCCUUCCCGCCGGGCUCCGUGGAGGCGUCGCAGCCGCACCUCAAGCCCCGCCGCCGGCUCACCAUGAAGGACAUCGGAACCCCGGAGGCGUGGCGCGUCAUGAUGUCGCUGAAGUCGGGGCUGCUGGCCGAGAGCACCUGGGCGCUGGACACCAUCAACAUCCUGCUGUACGACGACGGCAGCAUCACCACCUUCAACCUGUGUCAGCUGCCCGGGUUCCUGGAGCUGAUCGUGGAGUAUUUCCGGCGCUGCCUCAUCGAGAUCUUCGGGAUCCUGAAGGAGUACGAGGUCGGGGACCCGAGCCAGCGGACCCUGAUCGACCCGGACGCCGCCGAGGACUCGGAGGACGAGCUGCUGCUGCCGGAGGGCGAGGACGUGGACACGGAGGAGGAGGACGAGGACGAGGAGGACACGCCCGACCCGUCCUCCUCCUCGCCGGUCCGGGUCAAGGAGGAGGAGGAGGACGGGUCGCCGAGGGACGGGGACGAGGACCGGCCCGCCAGGGACGCCGCCGCCCCGGAGAAACCGCGGCAGGCCAGCAAGUUCGACAAGCUGCCCCUGAAGCUGGUGCGGAGGAAGAACCCGUUCCAGCGGCGGGUCCCCGGGCCGGGCCAGCGCCAGAGCUUCAGCAGCGGCCUGGUCCACUGGAGCGUGGGCGGCGGCGACACCACCGAGCACAUCCAGACCCACUUCGAGAGCCGGCUGGACCUCCUCCGGCACCGGAGACGCAAACCAGAGAGCCCGGCACCGGUCCCCGUCACCGUGGACGACGCCCUCCCGGUGCCCGCGGAGGCGCCGCAGAAGGAGAACGGCAUCGACCCGGACCCGCAGAACCGGCGCCGCCUCGCCGUCCUGGAGGAUGAGCCGCACAGCAAGGACGAGACGCCGCUCAGCACGCCGGCGUCCUGGCAGGACGCGCUAGCGCGCCGCUGCGUCUGCGUGUCCAACAUCGUGCGCAGCCUGUCCUUCGUCCCCGGCAACGACCUGGAGAUGUCGCGGCACCCGGGCCUGCUGCUGCUGCUGGGCCGGCUGGUGCUGCUGCACCACCGCCACCCGGAGCGGCGCCAGGCGCCCGCCACCUACGAGAAGGACGGCGAGGACGAGGGCGGCGCCGGCGGCGGGCCGGGCCCCGGCGGGGGCGGCGGCGGGGCGGAGGAGUGGUGGUGGGACUGCCUGGAGGCGCUGCGGGAGAACGCCCUGGUCACGCUGGCCAACGUGGCGGGCCAGCUGGACCUGUCGCUGUACCCGGAGAGCAUCUGCCUGCCGCUGCUGGACGGGCUGCUGCACUGGGCCGUGUGCCCGGCGGCGGCGGCGCUGGACCCGCUGCCCUCGCUGGGGCCCCUGGGGCUGCUGUCCCCGCAGCGCCUGGUGCUGGAGGCCCUGAGCAAGCUCAGCAUCCAGGACUGCAACGUGGACCUGAUCCUGGCCACGCCGCCCUUCGGCCGGCUGGAGCAGCUGUGCAGCACGCUGGUGCGGCUGGUGGGCGAGCGCAAGGCGGCGGCGUGCCGCGAGAUGGCGGUGGUGCUGCUGGCCAACCUGGCGCAGGGCGACGGCGUGGCGGCGCGCGCCAUCGCCGUGCAGAAGGGCAGCGUGGGGAACCUGCUGGGCUUCCUGGAGGACAGCCUGGCCGCCACGCAGUACCAGCAGAGCCAGGGGGCGCUGCUGCAGCUGCAGGCCGCCGCGCCCUUCGAGCCCACCAGCGUGGACAUGAUGCGGCGGGCGGCGCGCGCGCUACACGCGCUAGCGCGGGUGGAGGAGAACCGCUCCGAGUUCACGCUGUACGAGUCGCGGCUGCUGGACGUGUCGGUGUCGCCGCUCAUGAACUCGCAGGUGUCCCAGGUGAUCUGCGACGUACUGUACCUGAUCGGCCAGUCGUGACGGCCGCUGGGAGGCCCCGCCCCCCGGGAGGCCCCGCCCCCUGGCGAGCGGGGGCGUGUCUUUGAGUGAAUGGAAAAACUUGCCUUUUUUGUUCUUUUCUUUUUGUUUUUUUUUUAAUUUAUGCAAAAUCACCUUGGAUUCCACCGUCUGGAGUCGCCGCCGCGGCGCCGGCGGAGGGGGCGGGGCCCGGGGGGCGGAGCUCGCCGCCGCUAGCGCCCUGCGGGACCGACUUUCCUUUUUCUUUUUGUUUUUUAAGAAAACAGAGCUCGCC